AUGACAGUCGAGCCUAACGAGACGUGUCACCUAGACAUGUAUGCGUACCAGGGCUCAGCACUAGCAGACCAGAUUACCGAGACCCUUGAAGUUGCCCCGCCAAGAAUAUCAUCCGUCACCCGUAACACAGCGCAUAGAGCUUCUAGAAACCUGGUUGCUACUGGUCCACUGGUCUAUGUUGGGAGGGGAUCGGCAAUAACAAAUUGCAUGGUUCGCGGCCAAUCAGCCGUUAUGGGUAGUUAUGAUGUGAUGGCGAUCCGGGAUCACCGUGCUACUCUACUCUGGCUCUACUACAGGACCAUAUGA
Messenger RNA from Morchella sextelata, 306 nucleotides. RefSeq lists its product as uncharacterized. NCBI's taxonomy places the organism in Eukaryota, Fungi, Ascomycota, Pezizomycetes, Pezizales, Morchellaceae. The record is from RefSeq and is a predicted model, not a curated record. The transcript is spliced from 5 exons. Bases 1 to 306 code for a protein of 101 amino acids.